GUGUCUAAAGUGACGGCAAGGCGGUCUCUGUUCCACCUUUCUGCACUCUUCCACCGAGCUCUGAUCGCUCUCUCUAUUCCGUGUGAGAAAAAAAAGCGAGUCUGCUGCUGGUUGAUACGAGUAGGCUUAUGUGGUGAGUGCGAGGGAGUGAGUGCGAGGAGAAGAGUUGUAGAGUCAGACAGUCGUAUCGGUUUUGUGUAUUCUCUAUCCCGGGAACAGAAGGUAGCAUAGCAAGCGUUGCCGUGAAGGCGUGCUUGGUCUCAGUUUAGCCAAACUACAACGUCCAUUGUGUUAUCCUUGUUGCGUGUAAUGGCCGCCAACGGGUUUGUUGACGCCGCUAUUCUUUCCGUUUUACAACUAAGAGUUGUUGCUCGAUGAUGUCGCGCAUCGAGCGCCUCUGAGAACCAUCGAUUCAGACACUUGAUCGGCUAAACGUUGUAAUUAUUUUUUUUUUCGCGCCCCCCUCGAGUGUGUGACCACGACGCCUGACCUGAACUAUCAUAUAUAAUACAUAUAUAUCCAUAAUUAUAUACGAGCAAGUUUUUUUUACUAGCCAGCAAGACAAGUUGUUGAAGAGUGAACCCACAAGAGCCACCAACAAUCCUCAUCUUCAUCAUCAUCAUCAUCAUCAGCAAGCAGCACAACCUUACACUUGGUCGUCAUGAACUUAGCGAGCUGCCAACGCUCUAUUCUGACAACUGUGUCGCCCUGACGUGCCCACACAUUUAAAUCAUCAUCACCACAAGGCAAAUAGGACCAACAAUUUAAUAAAAAAAAAAAAAAAAAAAAAAAAACCGGAAGGUCCUUGAAAAAUUACACUAAGUUUUACAAGAUUGACCUUUGCCCAUCGCGUCCUUCUUUCUCUGACCUCUUUUUUACCUAAACCCUUUUUGUUAAAUCGCGAUUGAGCUCCAAUUGAUGUCCGGUAGUUGUAAAUAUUUAAAUAUUAAUAUAUUAAAUAAUAAUAAUAAUUAAAGUGUUAAAUAUUGUGAGGGAAAAAAUAUUUUUGGGAGUAUUUAUACUGAGAUAAUUAAUUGUUUCGAUCAAUCUCCCGCGCACUUACCGCCGCUGCGGUUAUGGCAACUCACCGAUCAUCCGGGUGCGUUAAACUGGACACUGAGAUUGUAUAGUGUUAAUUACAACAGUAGCAGUUAACAGUAUCGUCCAGUAUCAAGCGGCAUCACACAUCAGAUUAGAUCUUGAUUUGUUAUAACGGAUGUCCAUUGAUUGCGCAGGGUCAUAAGCAGCGCAUCAAUGGCCCUAGAGUCAAAUGGUAACAACGUGGUUUGGUUAAGUACAACAACCCAUCCUGAUCAAAUACAGCAGCAUAUUGUUGUCAAAGACGAAACACUUCAAAUUGAAGACGCUAAGGAUCAGCAUAGAUUUCAACGGGAUUUGAUUAAAAUUCCAAAUCAAUCGAGUCAACAGAUUGAGCAACCAGUCAAGUGUUCCAUGUUUACUCAAACGGAGCAGACUAAUAGUUUUACACAAACAGAACAAAGUAAUUCUAGUUAUACAGACCAACGUCAGCCUCAAUUAGCAACCAUGUUUGACCCACAACAAAUUCAGCAGCAGCAAGCUGCUCAAAGUCAGCAAUCACAGCAGCAACAAACGCAACAGAUGUAUGUUACUGAAAAAAAAGAAGACAAAUCUCAGCAACAAACAACAACAGCUGAUUUUCCAUUUUAUUACAAUGUUAACAAUCUUAACAUUUUGCAAAAAGUACAGACUAAUGCCGUGAGCACUAUUAGUGCAAUAGCCACCGACGAUAAAGGCUGUUAUCGCUUUGAUGUCCAGCCAGUUACUGGUUACGGUUUGCUUAAUCAAAUGAGUAUUGCCGCGGCAACAAAUCCUACCAAUGCUACUUUUAAGUGUGAUUUGUGUGGCCUUAUAUUUGGUCACAUGAGUUUACUUACUCACCACAAGAGAGUUCACAAUACCACGCCGAGUAAUCUUCAGCAACCUCAACAAGCUGUAGUACCGACUCCUACGACAGUUGCGAUUCCUGCCACACCUGAACGCCCGUACACCUGUGAUGUAUGUGGUGCAUGCUUUGCGUUACCUGGUGAAUUAAAAAGCCACAAAACGAAUAUGCAUCAAAAACCAAAGGUGCAAGCAUGUGAAGAGUGUGGGAGUGAAGAUCCUUGUGAACAUAAUCCUACUAAAGUUAAAAAGACAAUCAAACCUGGACAUCAUCCCGUCAAGCGACGAGGAGUAACCAGUGUUACCAAGUGCCACAAAUGCAACGGAACCGGAAUUAUUUUUAUCGGUAAAGAUGAAGAAAAACUAGAUUCUGGAAUCAGUUCUCUUGCGAAGUGUGGCGUCUGCAAGGCAACUGGUCACAUCACUAUCGGAAGCGGCAAGCAAAAUCAGAACCAGCCAGAGAAGCCAUUUCAUUGUAAUGUUUGCGACGGGACAUUUUCACGCUACUCGUCACUCUGGUCUCAUAAGAGACUUCAUUCUGGAGACAAGCCAUUCAAAUGUGAAGUCUGUGGUUUGGCCUUUGCAAAAGCUGCGUAUUUGAAAAAUCACGGACGUGUUCAUACUGGUGAAAAGCCUUUCAAGUGUAGCGUAUGUGGUAUGCAGUUCUCGCAGAGCCCUCACUUGAAGAAUCACGAGAGAAUUCAUUCAGGCGAACGCCCGUAUCAGUGUGAAGUGUGUGAAAAAACAUUUGCGAGACAUUCAACCCUGUGGAAUCACCGAAGAAUUCAUACUGGUGAAAAACCAUACCGUUGUAAUACAUGUGGUUCAGCUUUCAAUCAAGCGACGCACUUGAAAAAUCACGCCAAGGUUCACACCGGCGAGAAACCUCAUAGAUGUGAUAUUUGUGAGAUUGGAUUUUCCGAUCGUUUUGCUCUAAAACGUCAUCGUGCUAUUCAUGAAAAGUACGGUCAAACUGCGCGAAACCAGAAUGCCAACAAUGCAAGUAAUACGCAGCAGCCAAACACUAGUAAUCAACAGCAACAACAGCAACAGCAACAGCAGCAACAACAACAACAGCAGCAGCAACAACAACAACAGCAACAACAGCAGCAGCAGCAGCAGCAACAGCAACAACAGCAGCCCCAACAAGCUCAACAAGGGCAACAAGUUGUUGUAGUAAAUGCCACUACGCCUGUAACUGUUAGUCAAGGCCAAGGACAAACAGUGAUGAUUGAAGACGUUUAUAAAUGUCAAGUGGCCUUCCCGGAGCCUAAAUGAUUUGAUACUUGAAGGACUCCUGCCAAAAUUUGUGCUGAGCCGAAUGAGGUUAUUGCAUCUUCAUUUACUUUUAAUACAGUAUAAAAAAAUAUUACAGUGGGAACUCCAAUGUUUUGUCAUUUUGAUUAAAUUAAUCAAAGGUGUAUGUGCAACGCAUUUUUAUAUGAACAGUUGACAAGAGCGAUGCCGUUCAUCUUGGGAUUAAAAAAGAA
Cotesia glomerata is the source of this 3413-nucleotide messenger RNA. RefSeq names its product zinc finger protein 723-like. The transcript is spliced from 9 exons. The record is from RefSeq and is a predicted model, not a curated record. Lineage: Eukaryota; Metazoa; Arthropoda; Insecta; Hymenoptera; Braconidae. Gene Ontology annotation, biological process: regulation of transcription by RNA polymerase II. The coding region runs from base 1255 to 3201 and encodes 648 amino acids. Gene Ontology annotation, cellular component: nucleus. Gene Ontology annotation, molecular function: RNA polymerase II cis-regulatory region sequence-specific DNA binding; DNA-binding transcription factor activity, RNA polymerase II-specific.